This is a messenger RNA of Olea europaea var. sylvestris, 816 nucleotides long. RefSeq lists its product as uncharacterized. The transcript has 2 exons. Bases 1 to 816 code for a protein of 271 amino acids. NCBI's taxonomy places the organism in Eukaryota, Viridiplantae, Streptophyta, Magnoliopsida, Lamiales, Oleaceae. The record is from RefSeq and is a predicted model, not a curated record.
AUGGAGAUACGAGAUAUAAAGGAGCUUGAAUGGCCGAGGCCCAUGGCAACGCCACCCGGUAAGAGAAACCAAGGCAGAUACUGUCAUUUUCACAAGGAUCACGGGCACGAUACGAAAGAGUGCCAACAGCUGAAGGACGAGAUCAAGCGCCUCUUUAGACGAGGGCUCUUGGGCAAAAAUGUAAAGGACAACCGGGGUAAACAAAAAGUGGAGGACUACCUCCCACCUAGGGCGGGAGUGAUAAAUGUGAUUGCAGAGGGGAUAGCAGGAGGUGGAGAUUCAAACUCGGCAAGAAAAAGAUACGCACAAUCUCUUGGGAUUUGUUCCAUCCAAAGAAAAGUGAGGUUUAGUCAGAACAUCACUUUUGAUGAGGAGGAUUUGGUAGGUGUAGCACACCACCAUGACGAUGACUCGGUGAUAGUAGGCUACAUAGCUGAUUUCGACGUGAAGAUAGGCUUUGGAAGGGCCACGGUAAUUCCAGAAGGGACCGUGGAACUCCCUGUAACGCUCGGUAUAUAUCCCACCGCUAUGGUAAUUGUGGUAAGUUUCUUAGUUGUAAAAACUCUCAUGGCCUAUAAUGCGAUCUACGGUCGGCCAUUGCUGAACGUAACUGGAGCCAUUCUCUCGACCUAUCAACAGGUCAUGAAAUUCCCAACCAGUAGGGGAAUCGGGUGUUUGCGAGGGGACCAGGAAGCAUCCAAGAAAUGCUAUGUCGACAAUAUACUAGUGAAGGGAAUACAAUAUACCAGUGAAGGGAAUACCAUCGAUUAUGAUGUUGGAGGUCGAACCUCCGAAGGGGAGGAUCGAACCACUUGA